Messenger RNA from Helianthus annuus (common sunflower), 1114 nucleotides. RefSeq names its product ubiquitin carboxyl-terminal hydrolase 9. Gene Ontology annotation, cellular component: cytoplasm; nucleus. The coding region runs from base 148 to 801 and encodes 217 amino acids. The record is from RefSeq and is a predicted model, not a curated record. NCBI's taxonomy places the organism in Eukaryota, Viridiplantae, Streptophyta, Magnoliopsida, Asterales, Asteraceae. The transcript has 5 exons. Gene Ontology annotation, molecular function: calcium/calmodulin-dependent protein kinase activity; cysteine-type deubiquitinase activity; calmodulin binding. Gene Ontology annotation, biological process: intracellular signal transduction; protein autophosphorylation; peptidyl-serine phosphorylation.
AACAAACAACUUUAUAUUAUUUCUCUUGGCCCCUUCCUUCCAGAUCAAAUCGCCUUCUGCAAUCUAGGGUUCCGUAAAUCUCCUUACAUCAUCUUCCUAUCACAUUUCCGCUCAACUCUCCUUCACGAUCUGCUUCCACACCUAGUCAUGACCGUUGCUGAUUCAGCUUCCUUCAUGGAUAACGGAUCACUUUGGUUGCCCUGCACGCCACACGAAGAGGCGAAGAUUGUCAAGGAGUUAACUGGGAAGGCCGAAUCUUGUUCCAAAGAAGGCGAUUUGUAUUAUGUUUUAUCCAACAGGUGGUUUUCACGAUGGCAGAGAUAUGUCGGUGAGGAAACUGGUGAAUACAUGUUCGAAGAGCUUUCUACUGAUAAAGAAGCUUCAUCGUUGACAAAAGCAGGCGAGAGACCUGGGCCAAUUGAUAACACAGAUAUAAUUACAAAUGAAGGUGGUCGUGAUGUGAGUGACCUACAGCUUCCUAGAACACUAAUCGAAAGAAGUGAUUAUGAUUUAGUUCCUCAAGUAGUUUGGGUCUUUGGGAGAAGCUUCAUGGAUGUUGUAGUUUUGGCACCCACAAGUGCAAAGGAUCUUAUUAGGAAGAUGUUAUGCUCUCGACCUAAAGACCGCCUAACUGCUUAUGAAGUUCUAUGUCAUCCUUGGAUUUGUGAAAACGGUGUUGCUCCUGAUAGAGCACUGGAUCCAGCUGUUCUUUCUCGUUUGAAGCAGUUCUCUGCAAUGAACAAGUUAAAGAAAAUGGCUUUGCGGGUGUACGUUCAUAUUCUUGUUAAAAUUUGCAAAUAAGAUUCGAUUUUUACAUAAGAAAAGGUUAUAGCCGAAAGCCUGUCUGAAGAGGAGAUUGCUGGUUUGAGAGAGACGUUCAAAGGAAAAAGAUAAGGUGGAUAAAGAUACUAUACUUGAUAGGAUGUCACAAAUUGAAGAUAUGUUAACAAGUACAAUUCGAAGAUAGGCUACAAACACUUGGUUUUAAAUGUUUCAAUGUUUAUCAUAUUAGGAUAAUUUUAGUUAUAUGACGUUUUAGCUGGUAUUUCUAUUAGAAUGUUUUAUAUGCUUUUAAUACAGAGAUGUUUUAUAUAAUUUUGGGUUUUCGUGAUCU